Molecule: messenger RNA, 5196 nt
Organism: Fusarium pseudograminearum CS3096
Lineage: Eukaryota; Fungi; Ascomycota; Sordariomycetes; Hypocreales; Nectriaceae
Exons: 12
Coding region: 1-5196 (1731 amino acids)
Molecular function (GO): protein binding
Source: RefSeq, a predicted model, not a curated record
AUGGCGUUUCCAACCCCUGAAGCUUAUCACUCAAGUAAAACCGACGCAAUGGGUGAUAACUUUCAAGACCAAGAUGAGCCAACGGGUCAGACUGAAGAGAAACCAAUGUCUCCAUCCAGAGAUGCUGGUAUGACUGAAGAGUCCAAACUGGUAAUUCAACACGAAUUUGGCCAUGAUUACAAUAGCGAAAAUCAGGAUAUCUACGAUGUUAUUCUUGUCUCUGGCAUCAAGGUAGAAAGUCCAGUCAAGUGGAAAGGGAACAAUGGUGCUGCCUUUAUAAGGAAAGCCCUUGAUGGCGUAGGAGAAGGCCAUGGUCGCCAGUUAUUCUACGAGUACCACACAGAUGUCGUCAAUGGGAUAUACUACACGCCCGAUGGUGUUUACAAGGAGGCAGAGGCAUUGCUUAAUCUUCUGAGCGAGCAUCGGACCCCCAAGAUCAAGGAAACGAGACGUCCGAUAUAUUUCUUUUCUCAUGACAUUGGCGGAACUAUAGUCAAAGCGGCCUUGUCGUUGGCGUCAAAGAACAGAUCUCAGUAUGCCGACAUCCUGGACUGUACUCGCGCUGUGUGCUUCUUCGCUUAUCCACAUCGAUGUCCUAAUCAAAGCCUACUGCAGGACGCCAUGUUACGGCUUAUGUCUGAAGAACCUCUCCGCUGGUCGGGUAACAUGUUGGACUAUGCCAAGAGCCUCUCGGAAACCAUCUUACAUGUGAAUGAUAAUUUCCUCCAGACCCAGAUACUCACUCAGGCCAAGAUGAUGAAUGUGGUUUACACAUUCGACCAGGAUCCGGAAAAACAGGUCUUUCCACUCUCCAUGUGUAUCAUGGGCAUUCCCUCCGAGCGAGUCAUCAAGAUAGAAAGCCCUUAUAGUGGUUUGAUGGUUCCGUGGUUUGAUGAUACACAUCCUUUCAACCACGUUGCAGAUUCAGACUGGCUAUGUGGAGAUCUUACCGACGAGCAGCAUGUCGCCCUUCGCAAAAUCAUCAAUCAAGCCUCACCAGUAUUCCCAUAUGAAGACAUCGAUACAACCUGGCAACACCCAGGCCUUUUGGAAUUAGCAGAAGCCAACGAUAAUUGUAUCAUACAUAUUAGAUGUAGCCACGGAGCAGAUAGAUUGUCUGAGAAUGCGGCCUUCUUCAUCAACAACCACAGCACUGGACCGUUGUUGUACAUGAAAUUCGACACCCACGAUGUACGGUUCAACAAUUGUGAAGCAAUGUUGAGGUUAUUCCUCGCUCGGCUGGCAUGUAAUAAAUUGCAGAGUGGAGGUCUGGUAGGAGGAGACUCACAAAAUAUUACCGACGUCAACUUUCGUGAUGUCGUCUCGCUGUUUGGCCAGUGGGAGUAUUUCCUAUACAAACUCAAAGAAUCCACAACUAGUAUUCAAAUCCUUGGGUGUUUUGAUGAGUGCGACGACUCGGCUAUUUGGUUUCUCUCUCAGGUUAAAGACCUUGUCCUCAGAAGCGAACUUCGUCUCAAGAUCGUGAUUACCACCACCAACGGAAGUCCUGGGGAUGACCGUAUCACCUCCGCACUAUCUAAAUUCCCCUCAGAAACUAUCAAAACCAUCGAAUGUAUCCCUGUGGAGACCACUCCAUUUCCGGUUGACCUGGAGUCAUCAAAGCUUAUGCAGCAAUACCCGAGUGUUGUUGGGCCCGACCAGCGUCGUGAGAUCCGUGGAAUACUUACCGCAUGCACUAGCGAUCAUAAGCUCUGUGAAUUGGUCCUACAAUGGCUAUCGUCUGACAGGGAGCAAAUCACGCGUAUUCAGAAACUUGUUGGAAAUCCCCUGACACCAGGCAUAGUCUUUGCAGAACUAUUGGAUACCAUGGAAGAUUCUCACAGACCAUGGGCUAAGAUACUGCUCUCGUGGGUUCUGGUGAGCUACAGACCUCUUCGGGCCGAGGAGCUUCUUCAGGUUUCCAACAUUGCAUGGAAACGAACACAGACAAGCAAAACCAUGCGGCCUGCUUUGGCUGAUAUAAUGACUAGCUUUCGUGGACUGCUCGCUAUCGUGAAUGGCGAGGUCCGUUUCCGACAUCCAUAUACCCGUUCUUGGCUCAGCAGUCAGCGAACCGCUAUCGGUGAAGAUAUGUGGUAUUGCACAACAGAGGGUAGCUGUCAUAAGGUGAUCCUUCAAACAUGCAUCGACCACUUGAACGACAUGAGUACGAAUGCAGAAGAUUGGGUCCGCUCGUUUCCGUACGCUAUCGAGUUCUGGUUCAAACACUCGCCAUUAUUUGAUGGAUCAGAGGACUUACUGCUAAGUCUGUUUGAGGACGAGUCCGUGUUCCAAAGGUGGGCCAAAGCCCUUGUUGAGAUCCCUAGCAGACGACUCAAUCCUCUUCCGGAUCACAUCAAGCCCUUGCCUAUGGCCGCACAUCUGGGCCUAAUGACUGUUGUGAAAGCACUUCUGGAAGGCCAUCCCGAUCAAGUAAUGAUUCGCGACCAGGCCUUGAUUGAAGCUUGCAGAGCAGGUCAUGCUCAUCUCAUUCGGAUUUUUAUGGAUGCAAAGAUGCCUGAUAUAAGCGCUCCAGACCUUGCUUUGCAAGAAGCUGCGAAACAGGCUAGCAAAUUCGGUAGCGAUGAAGCACUGAGAGAACUAGUCAACUCGCUGCCGAUGCCCCCUGAUCUAAUCCCUGUGCAACAAAGUGUGGCAGGAGAACGAAGGACUGAUGACGAGACGAAAGAAGAGAAAGAAACGGAGAAGCCCAUAGACACUUCGCCGGUCACAAUGAGAGAGGCCAGUGACGAGACGGAAGAUGACCGACACGAACCCGAUCCUCUUCAAUGGCUUUCCUUACCAAUGUACCGAGCUGCCGCAUCAGGCAUGGAGGAUAUUGUCGAGAAACUACUGCAGUUUGGGGUGAAGCCAAACCCUGCAAAAGGAACAACCCCCGACGGCAACAGUUACCUACGCGCCGCAGUGGGCAAGUCACAUCACCAAUGUGCCAAGUUACUUAUCGAUGCAGGUGAAGAAAUGACAAAGGGAAGCGGCGACAUCAACACUCUACUGGGACACGCUGUCGGAUGGGCCUCUGGUGAAAUGGUUCAACUGUUGCUUGAGAAUGGUGCUAGAAUUGACGAACCAAACUCAUUCGACGAGGUACCCUUGGCCAGCGCUGUAUAUUGGGGCUGCUUUGCCGCAACCAAGGCCAUACUCUCCUACCGAGACUAUCGCGAGUACUAUGUCGACGAGCCGGGCAAAAACCCUGUCGACGUGGCCGUAGAACAUGGACAUUACAGAUGCCUCAAGAUCGUACUUGAUCACGGAUUUAGUCCCAACAUCUACACUUCCGGCGGUGACACAGCUCUAAGAUGCGCAGCAUACUACGGAAGAAUGGAUAUCUGCAAGCUUCUGCUGCAAUAUGGUGCUGAUCCAGAUCUGACUCCCGAGGGCGCUGUGACUACACCUCUCAUCCAAGCAGUGACACGAGGAGAUCUUGACAUGGUCAAACUUCUGGUCGAAUACAAAGUCACUAUCGACAAGGGUGAGACAUCCGUAUGGUCUCGCACACCGAUGCAUGUAGCCGUCGACUCGAAGAAGCCUGCAAUCGUACAGUAUCUUCUCGCACAGGGAGCAGACCCCAAUGUCCGUGACUCAGAGGGUGUGCCUCCGAUAGCCUCUGCAGUUAAAGCUGGCGAUCCAGACGUGGUACAAUGGCUUGUGGAAAAAGGUGCAGCUAUGAAUUUGACCAAUGCCAGCAACGAAACGACACUAUUACACGAAGCCAUCUCACGUCCUGAAACACUUCGUGUUCUCCUACAACAUGGCGCUGACAUUACAAUGACGAACAAAUGGUCACACACAGCCCUGGACGUUGCCAUUGGAUCCAACUAUCUCACAAGUGUUCGGAUAAUACUUGAACAGGCCAGAGAUAAACUUGACCUCGGUUCGGAAAGCACACGACGGGCACUCUGUGAAGCAGUGACCAGCGGUUAUACUUACGUUGUUGGGGCCUUGCUAGAAGCUGGCGCUGAUGUCAACACUGUUAAUGUGAACGGCGAGUCCCUUCUCAUGCUUGCUGUUAAACACAACAGAGAAAGCAACAUGGUCUGCAUGAUUCUGGAUUACAACCCAAAUUUGACAAUGAGGGACGACAAACAAAACACGGCACUCCACCAUAUCAACAAGACCACACGCUUAGAGACAGUCAGACGAAUCGUGAAUUCUGGUGGAAAGUUGGAUGCCAUGAAUGAUUGCGAGGGCAUCCCGUUCGUUGUCGCUAUCAAGGCUCAGCUUGACGAUGUCUUUACGUAUAUGCUAACAAAGCAACCGACUCUAGCAAUUAGGUGCCCUGCGGCAUCAAGCAAGACACUAACCCCAUUACAUGAGGCGUGUAUAAACGGCACACUGUCAAUGGUUCGAACGCUGGUUCACCACAAAGUCAAAGUAGACGUCAACGCAUCCUGUGAAGGGAUCUACGGAACUCCACUAAUUGCAACGACACUCAGGUCGGACAUUGCGUCGCCUACCAGUAGCGCACGUCAUAUAUUUGCUCAACUUCUUUCCAAGGGCGCCGAUAGUAGCAUUGCUAGUGGCGUGUUUCGAUAUCCCCUCAUCUCAGCAUGUCUAGCCGGUGACACGAACACGAUUGAGCUUUGCACGAUAAAAACCUCUCCUACAGAGCAUGACAGCCUGCAGCGCAAACCAGUUCAUUUGGCUUGUUAUAAUUCCUUGGAGGCCGUCAACCAGUUGAAAUUACUCGAUUCGGAGUAUGCUGCUCGAGAUAUAGUUGGGCGAGUACCUCUGCACUAUGCUGUCAUGAACCGUGUUCCAAAUACUGAUAUGGUUUCAUUCCUUUUGGACAAGGGCGCCGACGCUGCUGUCAAAGGGAAAGGAGUGGAUCGAGACUGGACGGCUCACGAAGUGGCGUACUAUUACCACACUGACAGUUUUCUCUCAGUAUUACCCCACAGUUUUAACGACAUUGUCAGCCCCAGAAAGAGGGGUGAUCUAGCACGGUCGCCAGAGAAGACAGCAGUAUUUUGCGACUGUUGUUUGCUUGACAUCUACGGAUUCUACUACACCUGUUCAACAUGCUUCGAAUGCGAUUUGUGUGACAAGUGUUACUUGUCUGUUUCCAAGAUACAUCCUGCUCAUUCAUCAUUCAUGAAGUGGGGUAGUGAGAUGGAGGAAGAGGAUGCUAGCAUGAUGCAUAUUGGGGACGACGAUACAACAUUGGGCCUCACAUAG